UUUGGCAUGUUAACCAGCUGUUAAAGACACAAGAGCAGAGCUGGUUGUCAAGGUAUAACACUGUAAACACACUGGCUGCCUACAAUACCUCUGCAGGGGAUUUUUUUUUUUAAGCUGAAGAGUUUAAAAGAUCCAGAGGAGUGCUGCAGCAUUGCACAAGACCAGAGGCGAUACUCGGGUUGUGCAUUCUCCUGCACAACACAGCUUCUCUGCUAGAGAGCCUUUUACCCUUUCUCACACGCACUUGUGAACUACAAUGAGUCAUCUGACAUGAGUCAAUUCUGCCUUCUCUUAAUUGGCAAACAGUGUAACUCUUCUUAAAGAUGGUAUAGGAUGUUUUUAUAAACCUGUCCUUUGGCUAUGGCUGCAGUUCUGGAUGCCAAACCGAUCUUUUCACUGCAGCAAUGAAGAUCUAAGGGUCUUAAGCAUCUAAAGACUUUCUUCCCCGCUUCCGCAAACCACAUCUCCUGGAAGCAAACUCUUAUCCUCUUCAGACAAUGCAGCCGCAGAAAUGGUUAGGAUUUCUUUCCUUCACUUUCUAUUUGUGGGCAGAUGUGUUCCUGUUUCUCCUUCAAGAUUGCCUAGCAUGUAAAUCUGAAGAAAGGCUGUUUCAAAAACUCUUCUCCCACUACAACCAUUAUAUCAGACCAGUGGAAAAUGUCUCCGACCCGGUUACGGUGUAUUUCGAAUUGGCAAUUACACAGCUUUCAAAUGUGGAUGAAGUCAACCAGAUUAUGGAAACCAAUUUAUGGCUACGACACAUAUGGAACGACUAUAAACUGCAGUGGAAUCCAGCAGAAUAUGAAGGGAUCGAGUUUGUCCGAGUGCCGGCAGAUAAAAUCUGGAGACCUGAUAUUGUGUUAUACAACAAUGCCGUUGGAGAUUUUCAAGUGGAAAGCAGAACCAAAGCUCUUCUCAAAUACGAUGGCACAAUCACUUGGACGCCCCCUGCCAUCUUUAAAAGCUCCUGUCCCAUGGAUAUCACCUUCUUCCCCUUUGAUCACCAGAACUGCUCUCUGAAAUUUGGGUCAUGGACCUAUGAUAAAGCUAAAAUUGACCUUCUCCUUAUUGGUUCCAAAGUGGAUAUGAAUGACUUCUGGGAGAACAGUGAGUGGGAAAUAGUGGAUGCUUCUGGCUACAAACACGAUAUCAAAUACAACUGCUGCGAAGAAAUCUACACUGAUAUAACCUACUCGUUUUAUAUCCGAAGGCUUCCCAUGUUUUACACGAUUAAUCUGAUCAUCCCUUGUCUGUUUCUUUCAUUCCUGACUGUGCUGGUCUUUUACCUUCCUUCUGACUGUGGGGAGAAAGUGACUCUGUGUAUCUCCAUCCUGCUUUCUCUAACAGUGUUCCUGCUGGUAAUCACAGAGACAAUCCCCUCUACUUCUCUGGUAAUCCCACUAGUGGGGGAAUACCUGCUGUUCACCAUGAUAUUUGUGACACUCUCUAUUGUUGUCACUGUGUUUGUGCUGAACAUCCACUACCGGACUCCCACAACGCACACGAUGCCCCCGUGGGUCAAAGCUUUCUUUCUCCGUCUUCUUCCCAAAUUUCUAAUGAUGAAAAGACCCCUGCAGAAGCGGGUUGAAGCCAAAGCUAAAAAACCCAAAAAGGGCAGUAGCAGUAAAUCUAGCAAGCCAAAGGCCAGCGAGUGUGGAGAAGAGAAAGUCCCCAAUGAACACAAGUGCUGUCACUGUGACAAACCCAAUGAAUCCACCACUGGCAAGAAAAGUAAACCAAGCCACCAGUCUGCAAAACGGGCAGCUGAACAAGGGGAAUACCCCCCAGAAAUCAAUGAAGUGAUUACCAGUGUACAGUUCAUUGCUGACAACAUGAGGAGUCAGAAUGAGACCAAAGAGGUGGAAGAUGACUGGAAAUACGUAGCCAUGGUGAUUGACAGAGUAUUCUUGUGGGUGUUCAUAAUUCUCUGUGUGUUUGGGACCGCAGGAUUGUUCCUACAGCCCUUGAUAGCAGACACAUAAUAAGCGGACAGUUCAAGUAGUUCUUUUGUUUGAUCACGUCAAGUUCCACCUGCAUCCUCACCAUUGUUCAACAUCAUAUUUGAUGUACCGUAAAUAGAAUGCCAUCUUCAGCUCAAGGCAGAAGAGCAGAAUUUCCUUCCUCCUCUACACAAAGUGUUUAAGCCAAUAGUUUCAUUCGUUCCAUCUUCAGGGAAACCUUACUGCAUUGCCUGAUCAGCUGAGGAAGGUGGAUUUAAAAAGAUUACCUAAAAAUACAUAGAUGUCUAUGUAGUAGUACUUUCCUUAGAAGAAGCGAGGGGAGGAUCCUACGUGGUAUUUAGUUUCUGGAUGAUUUGAAAAGAGUGUUUUUGUUUUCAAAUGUUCCUCAUGGGGCUGGUUUUUGGAGGGGAGAAGAGUGUUGGGGAGAAGGAUCUUCACCCUUUCCUCGAUUGUUUUUCCACACAAAAACCCAAAACAAAACAAAAACGCCACCCUAUCAUGAAAGCAAGCCUGGGAGAGCCACGCUUGUUUCAGUAAACAUCUGGGUCCUUUUCUCCAAUAACUCCAA
Molecule: messenger RNA, 2529 nt
Organism: Sphaerodactylus townsendi
Lineage: Eukaryota; Metazoa; Chordata; Lepidosauria; Squamata; Sphaerodactylidae
Gene: CHRNA6
Product: cholinergic receptor nicotinic alpha 6 subunit
Exons: 6
Coding region: 498-1982 (494 amino acids)
Biological process (GO): monoatomic ion transmembrane transport; signal transduction; nervous system process
Cellular component (GO): postsynaptic membrane; synapse; neuron projection
Molecular function (GO): transmembrane signaling receptor activity; acetylcholine-gated monoatomic cation-selective channel activity
Source: RefSeq, a predicted model, not a curated record